UGCCAUUUUACUCGCGUCCUUAACCCUGAUCCUUGUGAAGUAGUAGUAGCAAUGGACAAACCCACAAGAAAAAAAAAAACAUAAAAAGAAGCAGCCAAACGACAAAGACCUCAAACAGAAAAAGGUUCCCAAAACCCCUCAAUUCAAAACUCAACCCGCUGCUGCUUCUCUUCCCCCUUUGCCUCCUCCUCCUCCGUUCAAGUGGGCUCCAUGGAGAACUAUUCUUAUCCGGCGUCUUAUCCCGAUUCCGGCGAUUCCUCGCCCCGGUCACGCGAAAUUGAGUUCGAUAACCCGCCUCCAUGGGAGGACCCACAGAACCCUCAAUCCUCCCUCAACUACAAGGUGAAAUUCAUGUGUAGCUACGGCGGCAAAAUCCAACCCCGCCCCCAUGAUAAUCAGUUGUCUUAUAUGGGCGGCGAGACUAAGAUUUUAGCCGUCGAUCGUACUAUUAAAUUCUCCUCCCUGGUUUCGAAGCUCUCGGCUCUGUGUGAAAGCGACGGCGUUGCUUUCAAAUACCAGUUGCCCGGCGAGGAUCUCGAUGCCUUGAUCUCCGUGACAAACGACGAUGACCUUGAACACAUGAUGCACGAGUAUGAUCGCCUCUUUAGGGGCACUCCCAAGCCGGCCCGAUUGAGGCUGUUUCUGUUUCCGGUGAACCCUAAUCCCCUGCCUCCCCCGACUGUGGUUAGGAAUUUUGGCUCUGAUGAGACAAUUAAGUCUGAAAAGGAAAGGUUUGUGGAGGCUUUGAAUUCUGGCCCAAUUCAGGCGUCUCUCCCGCCGUCAAUGGUGGCGCCGCCUCCGCCUCAGGCUGGAAAUGUUGAUUUCUUGUUUGGAUUGGAGAAGGGCGGAGUUCAACCCCCCAUGCAGCAGCAGCCGCCGGCGCCGGCGGCGCCGCCUGUGGCUGCUGUGAAACUGAGAGAUCCGAUUGCUGAUCAGACCCUGCAUGAGCACGAGGUUCCUGCUCCGGCCUUGGAUGACAGGAUGAUCGGAGCAGAUGCGAUCCAUAAGCACAUUCAAGACCUUCAGAGAUUGAGAAUUGAGGAACAUCAACAGCAGGGUAUGUAUAGGAGGACCAGCGACGAAAGCCUCCCCGGAGGGUACUCCGUCGGAGGCGGCGGUGAGUAUUAUGUCCAAAGGGCACCGGAUAAGAUUUCCCCGGUUAACGGCGUUCCCGGAACCAUGCCUCCACAACCAGCCGGUUACUGGCCGGAGAAACAAGUCCCCGGCGGAGUGUUCCCGGCGAGUUCAUAUGGGACGGACCAGCCAGUGUACAUGAUCCCAGCUCCGGCAGGUGCUUAUCACGGGCAGAUGAUUCGGCAGAUGACUGGACCGGCAGGGCAGGGGUAUUACACAAUACAGAGGAUGCCGGAAUUUUACAGGGAACAGCAGCAACCACAGUAUAAUGGGACGCCACAAAUGGGAACUCCGGUACAAUCCGUUGCGGCGGCUCCGCCAAGCCUGCCCCACCAACCUCAGGCGAAGAUUCCAGCUGGGUAUUCAGAGAACUACGGGAUGGUGAGACCGACGAGUGCGGGUGCCGUUGGGGUGACGGAAACGGGUUACCCGCAAAUGGCGUAUGACGGUGCAGGGAGACAGGUGUACUACACAGCAGGGCAAGGUGGGAUGAGUGUAAUGGGGGGCCCACCACAAGCACAAGCACCACCACAACAACAACAACAACAGCAAGUACAGUAUCAGCAAACCAUGGCUGCAGCUGCCGGUGCUGCUGAUGUGAAAGCGCUAACUCAGGAAGCCGGUAAGGUUGUUCCAAAGGCUACGCAAAAUUCCGUUUGAGAGGGGGAAAAAAAAAAAAAACAAAAAUUACAGUCGUCUAUAGUAGUGGUAAUAAUGCGGGUUGGACAAAAAAGUAGUAUAAAUUGCUUUGACCGAGACUUUUGCGUACUAUAUAUUGCUAAUAUAAUUUUCCCUUUCUUUUUUGCUCGCAUAGUAUUCUACUCUUUCUGUUCAGGCAAUUUUCAUUCUCAUUAGUGAUGUAUUUACUUCUGUGAUGUAAAUUGGAGUGGAAAUCAAAUUGGGUUUUUUUUUAAGGAGGUGUAUUUACUUCAGAUUGAUGCAUACGUUGAGUUUAAUUUGAUGCUUUAUGUAUGUGUUUGGUUUUGAAAUUAUAUCAUAGCUAGCACUUUGGGCAAUGAGUCCAUGGACUUUGUUCAUUGCUUUAAAUCAAUCUUUACAUUUACAGCCUAGUUUUAUAGUUGAUAAGGGGAAGGGGGAAGGCGAAAGCCUGUUGCCUGAAUUCAGAAUCCUGCUUUACCUUAUUUUUGUAUAAGGCCAAUGAUGCAUCUUCAAGGGAUCAACAUUGUAGAUCACUCUUGUUGUUAAGGCUAUUGGCCACAAUGGGUUGUGGGGUACUAGUACUUAUGGCUUGUGUGGUGCAAUCUGUUUCUGGGUUUCAAUUACUUUGCUGGAAUCCUACUGUUUGUCCUAGAAUGAUGAGAGCCUACUCUGCCUCGCUUCUUCAAGCUAAAAGUAGCCAAUAUACUAUUCUACGAAAGUAAAACAUUUUUGAUUAUUGAUCAAAAAAAAAAAAACAAUUUUGAUCAUCUAAACCUUAUCUACAGACAGGUGAGACAAGUUCCCCAUUCAUCCAUUGCCAUCAAUCCUGUUGGACUUGUCCAAGGUUAGGGGUAAUGAUCAAGACAUUGUGUUACUUGGGUCUUGACAGGUUUUCAGAGAAUGUAAUGCUGAGAGAAUUUGCGAUGAUUAGCUUUCGUUUGCCUGGAUUCUGUAUUUCUAAUGGGUAAAUUGCAGAAGACCCUCAUAUAUUUAUUAGGAGAAUCAUUGUCAUUGGGUGAUCCCUGCAAACAAACAAGAAAGGGGCUUUAGGGAACAUGCAUGUUAAACUCUCCUAAUUGGCUGUUAAUUAUGCUCAAGAAGCAUGCACUAUAUAAUUGUGUACAUUUUGCUUUUGGCUGGGAAUGGGAUAAAAUAAAGGAGGAAGGAAGCUUGACAUAUAAUCCUGUCAUCCAUGUGAAUCUAUGAGUAGUUUUUGAUUAUCCAGUGCAAUUGAAAUGAUUAGGAAGGAAGAAUGCAGAGUGUGAAAAAAGACCAUAUGGAUUCCCCCUUUGCAUGUGUUUUGUCAUACAGUGAGUAAUACAACUGGAUGGAAGCUAGCUUCAGCAAUCAACCAAAACAUGGCACAUUGCUACUGCUGUACGUUGCCAAGCUGUAUUUUUUUUUAACUAUUAUUAUUUAAAGGACACAGCAGCACUGCUAAAUUUUACUGAAUUUUUUAAGUAACGCACGAUGUGCUCUCAAUGUAAAACUGCAGUACUAUGAUAGUAUAUAUUAUGUUGACAAUUAUUAAGAGUUGAUUUUAUGUAAUGGAUGGUGAUUAGGCCACAAAGCCACAUUUCUAGUUUUCCGAG
Oldenlandia corymbosa var. corymbosa is the source of this 3386-nucleotide messenger RNA. The record is from the annotation of a GenBank genome assembly. NCBI's taxonomy places the organism in Eukaryota, Viridiplantae, Streptophyta, Magnoliopsida, Gentianales, Rubiaceae.